This is a messenger RNA of Globicephala melas (long-finned pilot whale), 2825 nucleotides long. RefSeq names its product RNA binding motif protein 28 (gene RBM28). Gene Ontology annotation, cellular component: nucleolus. The record is from RefSeq and is a predicted model, not a curated record. Gene Ontology annotation, molecular function: mRNA binding. NCBI's taxonomy places the organism in Eukaryota, Metazoa, Chordata, Mammalia, Artiodactyla, Delphinidae.
CUUCCGGAGUCUCCCGGCAACUUGGCGUGGUCCUCUGACUAAAACCUGUCACUUGACUCGCGUGCGCGAAGCCGCGCGCUUCUGUUUCUCGGCCUUAUGGCCGGGCUGACCCUGUUUGUGGGCCGCCUCCCGCCCUCGGCCCGCAGCGAGCAGCUGGAGGAGCUGUUCAGCCAGGUGGGGCCGGUGAAGCAGUGCUUCGUGGUGACUGAGAAAGGGAGUAAGGCAUGUCGAGGCUUCGGCUAUGUCACUUUUUCUAUGCUGGAAGAUGUUCAGAGGGCGCUCAAGGAGAUUACCACCUUCGAAGGCUGCAAGAUCACCGUGACUGUUGCCAAGAAAAAACUGAGAAAUAAAUCCAAGGAAAAGGGGAAAACUGAAAAUUCAAAGUCCCCAAAGAAGGAGCUACAGCCUAAAAAAGCCAAAGUGGCAGAUAAGAAAGCCAGAUUAAUUAUUCGGAACCUGAGCUUUAAGUGUUCAGAAGAUGACUUGAAGACAGUAUUUGCUCAGUUUGGAGCUGUCCUGGAAGUAAACAUCCCUAGGAAACCAGAUGGAAAGAUGCGUGGUUUUGCUUUUGUUCAGUUCAAAAACCUCCUAGAAGCAGGAAAGGCUCUCAAAAGCAUGAACAUGAAAGAGAUAAAAGGGCGGACAGUGGCUGUGGAUUGGGCUGUGGCAAAGGAUAAAUAUAAAAAUACACAGUCUGCCUCUGUCGCAGGUGAGAAGAAGAGGCCUGAACCUAAAUGUCAGGAAUUAGGUCAAGAGAAUGGCAGGGAAGAAGAGGAUAUGGAGGAGGAGGAGAAUGAUGGUGGUUAUGAUGAUGAGGAAGAUGAUGAAGAAGAGGAGGAGGACGAGGAGAAUAGGGAGUCGAAGCUGACCAAGCCUGUGCAAAUUCAGAAGAGAGCAGUCAAGAGGGCAGCACCUGCAGAAAGCAGUGAAGAGGAGCAUUCUGAUGACAACAGCGACCUGGAGGAAACAGACAGGAUCGAUGGUGGAGAGGACCUGGGUCAGAGUGAUACCAACACUGAAGAGCAAGAGGAGGAAGUCUCGAAAAAGAAGAAGAAGAAGAGGAAAUUACCCUCUGAUGUGAAUGAAGGGAAAACUGUCUUUAUCAGAAACCUGUCCUUCGACUCAGAGGAAGAAGACCUUGGAGAGCUCCUCCAGCAGUUUGGAGAUCUUAAAUACGUCCGCAUUGUCUUGCAUCCAGACACAGAGCAUUCUAAAGGUUGUGCAUUUGCCCAGUUCAUGACUCAAGAAGCGGCUCAGAAAUGCCUUGAAGCUGCUUCUCCAGAGACCGAGAGUGGUGGGCUUAAACUGGAUGGCCGGCAGCUUAAGGUUGACUUGGCAGUGACCCGUGAUGAGGCUGCAAAGCUCCGGACAAAGAAGGUGAAGAAGCCGACUGGGACCCGGAACCUCUAUCUGGCCCGAGAAGGCUUGAUUCGUGCUGGGACGAAGGCUGCAGAGGGUGUGAGUGCUGCUGAUAUGGCCAAAAGAGAACGAUUUGAGCUGCUGAAGCAUCAGAAACUCAAGGACCAGAAUAUCUUUGUCUCCCGGACCAGGCUGUGCCUGCACAAUCUCCCCAAGGCCGUGGAUGACAAACAGCUCAGAAAGCUGCUGCUGAAUGCCACUAGAGGGGAGAAGGGGGUGCGCAUCAAGGAGUGUCGGGUAAUGCGAGGCCUUAAAGGAGCUCAUGGGAAAAUUAACGGUCAGUCCUUGGGCUAUGCCUUUGCAGAGUUCCAGGAGCACGAGCAUGCCCUGGCAGCCCUACGCCACAUCAACAACAAUCCAGAAAUCUUUGGGCCUCAGAAGAGACCAAUAGUGGAGUUCUCUUUGGAAGAUCGAAGGAAACUUAAAAUAAAGGAACUGAGGAUCCAGCGCAGCCUGCAAAAAGUGAAAUCCAUGUCGGCAACUGGUGAGCAGCCCCAGCAAGAACCACCAGAGCUUGGGAAAAAACAGCAACAGAAAACAGCUCAGAGCCACAUGCCUCAACAAAGCAAGGCACCCGUGAAGCAGAAGGAGAAGGCAGGAUCUGUCUCGUGGACAGGGUUCCAGACCAAGGCCGAAGUGGAGCACGUGGAGCUGUCUGAUGGGAAGAAGCGAAGAAAGGUCCUGGUGCUCCCCUCACACCGAGGCCCCAAAAUUAGGUUACGGGACAAAGGCAAAAUGAAGCCUCUCGCUCCCAAGAAGACAACCCCCCAGAUAAACCACUGGAAGCAAGAGAAGCAGAAAUUAUCUUCCAAGCAGGUACCUAGGAAGAAAGCUAAGGGAAAUAAGACAGAAAUUCGCUUCAACCAGCUGGUCGAACAAUAUAAGCAGAAGUUAUUGGGACCUUCUAAAGGAGCUCCUCUUGCAAAGAGGAGCAAAUGGUUUGACAGUUGAUGAUGGUAGCAGACUGGCACCUCCUCCUGAGGACUCAAGAGAGGUGGUCGGUGGUGGAGAGAGCAGUGAGCAUGGCCAGAGAAAGAGUUGGAAAUACAGCACAAAGCUCUUAAUUCCCCAGUCCAGUCUGGUGCCAUAAUAAGUGAUGCUUUCUUCAGAACCAUUGCUGACCUAGGGAUAUGGCUAUUUCAUUGCAGUAUCUUGGGAAACCAAUGAAUGCUCAGAAAUGCCCUUAAUUGGUUUAAAGAUGGGUAAAAGAGAGACCAUGAAAAUACUGAAACCUUUUGGAGAGAACUAAAGGACAGAGGCUGUAUCUCCAGAGUUACCUUGAGACAGUGCGACUUGGGGAGUUCGAAGUGUUCCGGCAGCAGCUCGGCAACCCAUCAGCCCUAGGAUGGCCUGUAUUCUGUGGGGGAGUCAGACACUUUAUUAAAGGUGUAAAUAGAAGAUCCACA